Molecule: messenger RNA, 1233 nt
Organism: Colletotrichum chrysophilum
Lineage: Eukaryota; Fungi; Ascomycota; Sordariomycetes; Glomerellales; Glomerellaceae
Exons: 2
Coding region: 1-1233 (410 amino acids)
Source: RefSeq, a predicted model, not a curated record
AUGUCGGACGACGAGUUCACCGGCCCUGACGGCCCAUCCGGCGCCGCCGGAGGUGAUCGCGACAAGCGCGCACCGCGCUUCAGCUGGACUCCCGCCUACGAGGCCACCUUCUUCCGCUCCCUCUGCGAUUCUGUCCAGCUGGGCCUUCGCGAGAACCACUCUUUCAAGGCUGAUGCCUGGGAUCGCGCUGCUACCGCCUUGCGCGAGAAACAUGGCGCAUACCCCACAAAGAGCCAUCUCGUAAACAAGUCCGACAACGCGCGCAAAAAGUUUCGCCUCUGGCGCGGCUUGCGCGAAGACCCCGAGUUCCUCUACAACCCGACCACGAGAACUGUCACCGCCUCCGAGGAGGCCUGGAAAGCGCAUAUCGAAAAAGAGCCGUUGUCGCGCGCACUACGAGGGCGCCCCUUCGAGCAUGAGCAGUACAUGGAAAUCCUUUAUCCGGAUGUCGUUGGUUCCGGUGGCGCUCCGAAGCGCAUCAUGAAGCCGAAGCGCAAAGGACCCGACGUGAUCCAGGGCUCCGAGGAUCCGGAUAUGCCGGGUACCGCCGUCCUGGAUCUCCAGGUCGACCCGCCAUAUCGCCCGCCUUCACAGUCCGGCGUGAACCAACAGCCGGCGCAGUCCCGCGGCUCCGUCAGCCAAACCCCCGCAGCAAACAUCCACCAGCCCAUGAUACCCCAACAGCAAACACAGCAACCACAACAAAGACCCACAUCCACGACCAUCCCGCCUAGGACGCACAUCGCAGGCACCAGCGCCCUCACGCCACCCGAGGAGACGGCGACGGGACGCAAGCGAUUCCCCCAACAUGCCCCGACAACCGACAAGGCCCCGACGGCGCAAAUGGGCCACCCUACGGCGCAGCCGGUGGAGAAGCGGCGCCGCAUUUCUGGCUAUGCCAACCCCGCCCAGGCCUCCGCCUCGGCGUCAUCGUCUGCAAGCAACCUGGACGCGACGACGGCCUCGAUGAUGAAUGUUGGCAAGCAGCUACUCGAGGAUGGGCUGGUCAAGAUCGCCGACGCCAUCCGGGGCCCAACCAGAUAUCCCGAGCAAGCCAUUGAUAUUUUCUUCCGUGACUUUUCCGAUGAGGAUAUGGAUCUCCAGCUUAAGAUUGCAGAGAAGGCUCUCACGGAUGACAACAAGGCCAUGAUCUUCUGCAAGAUGCCUCCGCCGCUGCGCAACCACUGGGUGAAGCGACUGAGAGAGCUGCACAACAACCGACCCAACGCAUGA